UGGCUCCACCUGCACACGUGUAGCAGGUGUUGCCAAUUUGGUGUGAUUUGAAGGGCCUCUUUAAGGCCAAUUUUCUAAUAGUUGCCAGUGCCUGAAAUUUCCCCUUUAAAGAUUACUGCUUUCGGUUGUGAAGGGCUCUUUCUAUAAUGUAAAUAUAUAGGAAGAGGCACCACCGUUUAUUGAUGCCUACUAGCACUGUUGUGUGAAUCUCUGCCCUCUGGGACUUGGACAUUCUUGGAGACAUUAUGUUGUAGAGACAUCUUUCUCCUCUCUCACAGUUGAGGGAGGCCAGCCUUCUGCUAAGGGACACUGAAUGGAGUUGUUUUGGGAAAAGUGUACAAAAGGAUUUCUGAACGUUUUUGACCUUAAAUGAAUGCCGUACUUUAGGCAGUUCAUGUAAGAAUCUUACUUGUCUCCUUUUGAUGACGAUACUGCAGAAUUAACAGAAUUUGGCUACUACUUAGUGAGAGGAAGUGUUUAGGCCUCACCAUCUGGUGGGAAGGCUGCUGCUUUUAUUUUCCAUUGCUCUAUUUAAAUAUCCCCCUGAACAAUGGCAGAGGCCCUCUGCUGCUCUUUCCACUGCUUAUAUCUUCUCUUCUGUUGUCUGGUGAAAUUCAGCCUAAUCUCCAAUGACCAGAUUUUACAGAGAUGAUGAGAGCCUUGGGAUACCCUCGACAUAUUUCCAUGGAAAACUUCCGCACACCAAAUUUUGGGCUUGUAUCUGAAGUGCUUCUCUGGCUUGUGAAAAGGUACGAACCUCAGAAUGACAUCCCUUCUGAUGUUGAGACUGAACAAGACCGAGUUUUCUUCAUUAAGGCAAUUGCCCAGUUCAUGGCCACCAAGGCACAUAUAAAACUCAAUACCAAGAAGCUUUAUCAGGCAGACGGGUAUGCAGUGAAAGAACUACUGAAGAUCACCUCUGUCCUUUACAACGCUAUGAAGACCAAAGGCAUGGAGGGCUCUAAACUAGGAGAGGAAGACGUCAGCAAGUUCAAGUUUGAUCUUGGCUCAAAGAUUGCAGAUUUAAAAGCAGCGAGGCAGCUUGCUUCUGAAAUCACUUCCAAAGGAGCAUCUCUAUAUGACUUGCUGGGCAAGGAGGUGGAGCUGAGGGAACUGAGGACAGAAGCAGUUGCCAGACCUCUGGAAAUAAAUGAGACUGAAAAAGUGAUGAGAAUUGCAAUAAAAGAUAUUCUGGCACAGGUUCAGAAGACAAAAGACCUGCUCAAUAACGUGGCCUCUGAUGAAGCUAACUUAGAAGCCAAAAUCGAAAAGAGGAAAUUAGAGCUGGAAAGAAAUCGGAAGCGAUUGCAGACUCUGCAGAGCGUCAGGCCAGCGUUUAUGGAUGAAUAUGAGAAGAUUGAGGAGGAAUUGCAGAAGCAGUAUGAAAUUUAUCUUGAGAAGUUUCGGAAUCUGGCUUAUCUGGAGCAGCAGCUGGAGGAUCAUCACAGGAUGGAGCAGGAGCGGUUUGAGGAAACUGAGAACACUCUCCGUCUGAUGCAGAACAAGCUCAAGGAGGAAGGAAAACGUCUGCUCAAGAGCGGAAGUCAGCCAGGAGUGCCUGAUGCAGCCCUCAGCGACAAGCCUGCAUGGAGUGUGUCCCCCUCUGAGAGGCCCAGCACAGGUAAUGAUGACUCUGACAUUGACAUCCAGGAGGACGAUGAAUCCGACAGUGACAUGGAAGAGAGACGGCUGUCCAAGCUGCAUACGGCCAUGGAGGUGCUCAUGCAAGGACAACCCAGCAAGCGCGUCGUGGGCACAAUGCAGGGUGGAGACACGGACGAUGACAUGGAAGCAGCACCAGCUCUCUUAGGUAAAUGCACGACUUCCAGCUCCAAGAAGCAGGAAGACUUGGAGGACAGUGAGAUUGACAUGGAGGAUGACGAAGAAGACGACGAUCUGGAAGAUGAGAGCGUGGCACUCUCACCAGCUAAGCCCAGUCGAAGAGGCCGGAAACCUGAGCCCCUGGAUGAGAGUGACAGUGACUUCUGACCUUCUUGCCGAGGGACCUAGGCAGAUUAAAACCCUCAGAUUUGUAGGGAAAGGGGAAAUUGAGGAGGCAGAAGAAAAGAGGCUUUUGUUGGAUAAGCCAGCUGGACUUGUUGUUAAUGAAGCAAAGCCUGUUUCUGGUUUAGUUUCCUGGGUGUUGCUCACACAUUCCAAAGCUUAAACAGGAACCGGAGCCAGUCCCACAGAGGAUUUUUUUUUUUUUUUGGCCUUUUCUCUCUCCUAAAACUUGGGAAAUGCAUGUAUUCCUAGUGAUUCACAUCCAUAGGGCAAAAACUUUUGAGAAAUAACAGCCAACACCAUGUAAGUCUUGGCUGUUAUAGUUUGUCACACUUUUUCUCUGAAAGUCAGUGGGACCUUCCCAGACUUAGGGCUGAAACUGGGCACAGGACUCAUUUCAGGAACUUUAGGGCAGUCAGAACAUUCACGUUGUAUCAUUUUUUGAGUCUAGGCUUUAAUUCACUCUGUAGUCUUAUUUUCCUUCUUCUGCACAUUCACAAUACCAAGUUUUAAAUGUAUUUUACUAACUAAAGUUUUCUGAAAGAAAGUAGCUAAUUCAUAUGAAAACCAGCUUUCCUUGAAGAUCAGGUAACAGAGAGAUGCUCAGGUCAUGCACACUUCAUUUUCUCUCAGAAGGCUGAUGUUCCUCCAUAGGAAGGGGGAAAUUAAGGGAAAAGUGUUGGUACGUAUUCAUGUUUCUGACUUAAAAAAAUAAACCAUAUUGAAUUUAAUAGAAUAGCACUAGAAGAAUUUCCCUUUUGUGACGCAAGAAGUGACAGGUAUGUGGAUUUUGCUUUGCUUUGGUUUUGUUAAUACACAGAACAAGCACAGAGGAGUUUUCGUUUACUUUUCAAUUAUAAAAUCAGAAGACUUGGGAAGUUCUUUAUCUCAAUAAAUGUACUUUACACCAUA
Odocoileus virginianus texanus is the source of this 2916-nucleotide messenger RNA. The record is from RefSeq and is a predicted model, not a curated record. NCBI's taxonomy places the organism in Eukaryota, Metazoa, Chordata, Mammalia, Artiodactyla, Cervidae.